Messenger RNA from Labrus bergylta (ballan wrasse), 2428 nucleotides. Lineage: Eukaryota; Metazoa; Chordata; Actinopteri; Labriformes; Labridae. The record is from RefSeq and is a predicted model, not a curated record.
AUGCCGUCGGUUUCGAAAACGGCGGCCAAUGCGUCCCCUCAAACCGAGAAACCUACCCACUAUACAUACUUGAAGGAGUUCAGGACCGAGCAGUGCCCGUUGUUCCUCCAGCACAAGUGUACGCAGCACAGACCCUUUACGUGCUUUCAUUGGCAUUUUCUCAACCAGCGGCGAAGGCGACCCAUAAGGAGAAGAGACGGGACUUUUAACUACAGCCCCGACGUUUACUGCACAAAAUACGACGAGACCACAGGCAUUUGCCCCGAUGGAGAUGACUGCCCUUAUUUACACCGGACCACUGGUGACACAGAGCGCAAGUACCAUCUCCGCUACUACAAGACUGGCACUUGUAUCCAUGAGACCGAUGCCCGAGGGCAUUGUGUGAAGAAUGGCCUCCACUGUGCUUUUGCUCACGGGCCACAUGAUCUCCGACCUCCAGUCUAUGAUAUCAGAGAGAUCCAAGCACAAGAGGCACUUCAAAAUGGACAGUUGGGAUCUGGGGAAGGUAUUCCUGAUCUGCAGCCCGGUGUAUUAGCCAGCCCUAUGAUUGAGAAAACUCUCACAGAAGACCCCCGGUGGCAAGACACCAACUUUGUUUUAGCCAACUAUAAAACAGAGCAGUGCACCAAGCCCCCAAGACUAUGCAGACAGGGCUACGCAUGCCCCCACUACCACAACAGUAGAGAUCGAAGACGAAAUCCUAGGAAGUUCAAAUAUAGGUCCACUCCCUGCCCUAAUGUGAAACAUGGGGAUGAAUGGGGCGAGCCCUCAAAGUGUGACAGUGGAGACAGUUGCCAGUAUUGUCACUCUCGCACUGAACAGCAAUUUCACCCAGAGAUCUACAAAUCUACCAAAUGCAAUGACAUGCGACAAACUGGAUACUGUCCCAGAGGACCGUUCUGUGCAUUUGCACAUGUAGAAAGAAUUCCCUCUACAGAAGAGACCAUGAGCUCAUUGCUAACAGUGAUACAGUCCAGUUCACAGUCCCAGCUGGGCUCUCAGCAGUAUUCAGAGUGUCCAGUCAGUGAGUGGAACAGUGGAGGCAUCUCCACCACCAACGCAACCAGUAGCAACGGACAAGUGGGAAGUGUUUCAUGUUCUAAUAGCUCAACUGUAACGUCAAGCUCAGGAAGCGACAGUUUGUUAUCCCCAGUGGGUUCCAUCUGCAGGCCCAAAUCCUUAACUAACAGUAGUUUAUGUUCAGAGUCCACCACAUCCAGUGCCUCAUCUCUGACGUCUAACUAUCCUAGAGCUCCGGGCUUUGAACGUGAGGAUCAGAUCAAGAAUAAGGGGCAGGUGGAUCAGAAAUUGAUGGACCAAGAAAAACAGACACAUAACACUGUAUUCUCUGCGGUAAACCCUUUGGCCUCAAGCUUUACCUCCAGUAUAACAUCCAGCUUGGCUUCUAGUAUUGGCUCAGAUAGUUCUUCACCCACCACCUUAUCAACAAUGAAUGCAAAAGCCACUCCUUUCUAUCCAGGGAGCACCACAGUGGAGUCUGUCAUUGGUUCUGCUCUGGACCUUAACUUCAGUGACAUCAACGUUGCAAGUCUUGAUAAGGAGUUAGAGGAUCAAGAUAACUGUGUAGGAUUGGCAAGUCAAAGGGUGCUGGCCGGAUCUGCUCCUGUUAACAUUCCUGGCUCCUUGGCUCGCUCGUCCUCUUUUAAUUCCUCAUCAUCGCUCUCCACCUCCCCGCUCAGCUCCCUCUCCCAGUCUCUGUCGCAGUCCCUGCUGUCUGGGACGAUAUCGCAGCAAAAUCAACCUUCAAAUAUGUUAACCAAGCAAGAGCACGGCCUCCUGGGAACACCCACCUCCUCUUCCCAGAACUCUUUGGGUUUGAAUGGAGGAGCUUGCAGCAUUUGGGACUUUGUAAGUGGCAACUUUUCCCCAAGUCCAUCGCCAGUUUUCAGCAGUCUAACCUCGGCAACCGGCAGCGCCGAUCUAGCCCGGCUUUUCAGAGAGCUGGACGAGGCCAAGAGAAAGAUCAAACAGUGGGAGGAGGCCUGGCAUCAAGUCAAACAGGCCUGUGAAGCUUGCCAGAAAGAAGCUCAUGAAGCGAAGGAACAUGCAAAAACGGCCGAGGCAGAGCGUCAGCUGGCUGAACAGAAAUGGGAGGAAACAGAUCGCAAGUUUAAAGAGCUCCAAGGGGACUUUGAUGCGCUUUGUCGCACCCCUGGAGCACCUCUGCUACGUAGCUACGGCGAGCUGGAGCAGCUCCCCUUGUCAAAGCUUCACUCCAUCCAGAGUCAGCUGCGUAAUGACCUAGACCUUAUAGACGGGGCAUAAAGAAAAUGCUAAUGGAUGCUGCUUUUUCUUGGAACGGUUUGAACUUUUUGGCACAAUAUGAUGAGAGCUCUCAGGAGACAAGGUGUCAAACAGGUAGCAGAUCAGCUUCUCAGCCUGCCGGAGGUGAAACAGAAAUCAUUAU